This is a messenger RNA of Cadophora gregata, 3438 nucleotides long. RefSeq lists its product as uncharacterized. Gene Ontology annotation, molecular function: oxidoreductase activity, acting on the CH-CH group of donors. Lineage: Eukaryota; Fungi; Ascomycota; Leotiomycetes; Helotiales; Ploettnerulaceae. The transcript has 5 exons. The record is from RefSeq and is a predicted model, not a curated record. Bases 92 to 1951 code for a protein of 619 amino acids.
GGAAGCAGAACAGCAAACUUGAGGAGAUAGCCAGACCCUGUACAUUUAACUAGCCUCUCACGGCACUUCAUUGAGGGCCGUGGGACGAACAAUGUCGCCACCCCACAAACCAUCAAGCUCGAAUGAAGGCUUCUUCCAAGCCGUUCCAGUCAUCCACAACCAGUUUUAUGAUGACGGAGUAUUUCAAAGUGUGCUAAAAUUCUUCCUCCCGAGGCCAAUUCUGGAUUCCGUGACAUCAGAUUUCUCAAGGUUUGGCGACGAUGUAUUAUCAAAAAGAGUUCUCGACUGGGUCACUGAUGCUGAAAAAAACGUACCGUAUCUGAAAGGGGGAGGUCGGGAUGCGUUCGGGAAAAGAACGAGCGAGUUGGUUGUAACCGAGGGUUGGAAGAGACUGCAGAAUUUCGGGAUACAAAAUGGAAUUGUUGCCACAGGUUAUGAAGCAAAGUAUGGGGAACACACAAGAGUUGUGCAAUUCCUGAAGCUUCACCUUUGGACUGGAUCAUGUGCCAACGUGGCAUGUCCAAGUGCAAUGACUGACGGCGCAGCGCGGCUGCUGAGUCUACAUUUGUCAUCCACAGAACUCAAUGAAUCAACUCGUGCCAUAUUCCAAGACGCAUAUGACAGGUUGACGUCUAGGAAUUCUGAGUAUGCAUGGACGAGUGGACAAUGGAUGACUGAGAGGAGCGGAGGUAGUGAUGUAUCUGGUACAGAAACAAUCGCAACCUAUUCGCCACAAUCGUGCUCAAAUCUCGGCCCUUGGAGGAUUGAUGGCUUCAAAUGGUUCUCGUCGGCGACCGAUUCUUCCAUGGCCAUACUUCUCGCGCAGACAUCCAGGGGCCUGAGCACAUUCCUUGCACCCAUGCGAAGACCUGAUCCUGGAAAUCAAGGGGGUGAGCUUAACGGCAUACUUAUCCAACGCCUAAAGAACAAGUUCGGCACGAAAAGCCUACCAACUGCAGAACUUGGGCUGUCCGGGAUGCGAGCAUAUCUGAUCGGCGAGGAGGGACACGGAAUUCAAGAAAUCAGUACUAUUCUUGACAUUACUCGCCUGUACUCCGCAGUCAGCGCUGUAGGAUAUCUAGGCCGUGGGCUAGCAAUUGCUAGAUCAUUCGCUCGAGUUCGCGAAGUUGGGGCAGGACGAGGGAAGAGGGUCAUGCUCAAAGACUCGCCACUGCACAUGAGCACUUUGGCAAGGAUCACUGGAGACUACAAAUCUAUGAUGUUGUUUACCUUCUUUGUUGCAAGUCUCAUGGGUGCCAACGAACACGGGACAGGCCCAGAAAAAGACUCGCUUCGACUUGUUCCACCAGACACUAACGACAUUCCACUUCUUAUUCGUGUCUUGACCCCUAUUCUCAAAGCAUCGGUGUGCAAACGGUCCAUUCAUGCUCUACAGGAGUGUAUGGAGGCACUAGGAGGUGUCGGGUAUCUAGACAACAUCGAGAACGAGGCCAUUAAUAUCGCCAGACUGUAUCGGGACUGCUGCGUGCUGAGUAUUUGGGAAGGUACCACCGAUGUUCUAGCGAGUGAUACGUUGAGGGUACUGAAGGGAAAGAAUGGGAAAGACAUCCUGGACGCUAUAGAUCGAUGGAUCACUAUAUCUCUGAGCCGCUGGGUUCUCGAGCAUCCCACGCAUCAAGCGGCACUUGCCGCUUUCUGGUCGCAGCUACGACAGACCAUAUCACAAAGUAGCCCAGAGGAAUUGCUUCCAAGAGCACGAGAUCUGACCUUUGAUAUUGCCAAUGUUGCCAUGGCAACACUGCUUCUGGUGGAGGCCGAGUCGGACAUAAAUUCCGCUUCACUGGAAGUCUGCACUAGAUUUCUGCUGGACAAAGCGAUAGUGAAAGAUGGAGAGUCCAGAGAUGAAAAGAUAUUGCCUCCCACUGAAUUGGAUAUCAAUCAGAGGAUUGUUUAUGGGGAUGAUAGCAAGUUCAAAAGAUCGAAAUUGUGAAAGAACAUCAUCGGAAGGAUUUGGAUCUCGCAACAAGCUUGUUACAAAUAAUUAGCUCUGUUGAGCUCUGGAACAUCGAAGAAAUUUCUGAAAAAUCACCACCCGUCCCAGUCUGCCUAUGUCAGUAAUGCCCACUCCAUGGGUUCUGCGUCGCCGGUGCAGCUGCACCAUUGAUGUCCGCCUUCACAAAAAUAUGCAGCAACUCCGAAGCCAAAAGAACAAUCGGCGUGUCCAGCAACGUCGAUGCAUCCUUUCCCAGAGCAGCUUUGAUGAAGUCCCCCAACGUCUUCGAGUCCAUCGUAAUAGCGGUUCCUUCUGGACCCCAUCGAUAUGGAUAACUCACCCAUGCAGGAAUGACAUACGCAUCAGGUGUACCCUCCAGCCAUUUCGCUGCAACGACUUGAUAUCUCUUGGAGCACUCAAGCUGUUUCCCCCCAUCUGCUGUGGAGUUCAGAAGGUUGAACUCCAGCCCUGCUGGAAUACCAAGGACCUUGCGAUGCUCAGUGAAGUUUGGACCAGCCGUGGGGAAGUUCGCAUGUCCAUUCAGGGACGAGUAAACCACGGGAUGCGUUCCAUCUACCAUCUUGAAAUCUUUCGCUACAGUCGCCUUAUCAUACAAGGUGUUCUUUCCAUGGGCCGAAAGAAUCACUCCAAUCAUCUCCUUGGUGGUAUUGUCGAUCCUCGUGGCUGCAUAUUCCCAGUCUCCAACAUGCUCGCCGAGUGGAGCCAGAUUGAUGUCUCCUUGGUUCUGCACCUUGUUGAAGACCAGGCUACUGAACUGAGCGGUUCCAUGGCCAUUAUAUGCGCUGAAGUACCAGAACUGGAUGUCAGUGUAUGACAUGCCUGGCGUCCAGAAUGCGUUGACGUAGGAUUUCGCUGUGUCGAAGUUGCCGGGCUUGACAGCAUCUUCGAUGUUGAAGUAGUAUCGUUUGUCUUCUUUGGGUGGCCCUGGAAGCUGCGUUUCGGUAGGAUGCAUGAUGGUCGAUGUUGGUGGCUUGCUGUCAACCAGAGUGCUGUGGGCGAGGAACCAUUCAAUGGAGCAGAGGUCGUAUUUCUCGUCUGGAUGUACUUGAAGAACUGGUCCAUAUUUUGCUAUGGCAGCCUCGAGCUCAGUCUUUGUCAAGGGUGAAGUAGCCAUCGUGGGAGGUGACGGUUCUGGAUUUGGCUUGGCCGGAUCAGGCUUCUUUGAUUUUGAGCCUUUUGAUAAUUUAGAACCCAUAUCAACAAGUCGCAAAACAUGUUAGUAGAAUAUAAUGGAACCAGCGAAGCCAUUUUAUAUAACCUCAUGGCCAGUCAUCACAGCCUCGCAAGGCAAGACUUUCACCAGAAUGUGAGGCAGGCGUGAUGUUCAGCUGAUGUGCCGACGGCUUCCACACGUUCCUGGCUCGCAUCGCCAUUCGCGGGCCGUUAUGCAGGACUGAGACAGGUACCACACACCCAGGUAUUUUGCCGGUUGGCUGCAUAUCGCAUGUCAUUGGCAAGACUAG